This is a messenger RNA of Pyrenophora tritici-repentis Pt-1C-BFP, 1488 nucleotides long. Its product is annotated as CypX, Cytochrome P450. The record is from RefSeq and is a predicted model, not a curated record. Gene Ontology annotation, molecular function: heme binding; iron ion binding; oxidoreductase activity, acting on paired donors, with incorporation or reduction of molecular oxygen. Lineage: Eukaryota; Fungi; Ascomycota; Dothideomycetes; Pleosporales; Pleosporaceae.
AUGUGGUCUAUUAUAGCCUUUCUUGUCUUGGUCGUUCCCCUCGUGUAUUUCGUCAUUCGCUCCAUCUACUGCAUCUUUUUCCAUCCGCUAUCCGCCUUUCCAGGCCCAAAACUCUGGGCUAUUUCGCGCAUUCCAUGGAAUUAUGUCAACCUGCAAGGCGAUCUGGCAUGGCGCAUUCGUGACAUGCAUGUACAAUACAAUAGCCCUGUGGUUCGUGUCGCUCCCGAUGAGCUAUCGUAUACCACUGGCACUGCCUGGAAGAAGAUUUAUGGCUCUGCUCCGCCGCGCGAGUUUCUUAAAUGUCUUGACGGCCGUGGCAUUGCACCUGCAGUUGCCAACGGGUGCCGGAGCAUCGUCACUGAGACGCCCGAACGGCACGCCAUCCUCCGCCGCGCGAUUCAACCGGCUUUCAGUGAGCGCGCGUUGCGCGACCAGGAAGACUACUUCAGGGAUCACACCAACAAGCUAAUUGUACAGUUGCGGAGCCCAAAGUAUGGUACUAGCAAGCAGAAUAUGGCACGCUGGUUCAGUCUACUGAGUUUCGACAUUGUAAGUGACCUAGCGUUUGGUGAACCGGCUGGCUGUCUGGACCGUGCCGACCAGCCCUGGCUGGACGUUAUGGGGGCGCGUAUCAAGUCUAUUGUUUGGUACCAGCUCGCUGCGCACUACCACAUUGAAUGGAUUCUUAGAUGGACGGCGCCCAAGGCGUCCAUGGAGGCGCGGAAGCGGCAUCAAGCGUUGACUUUUCAGAAGCUACAGCGGCGCAUCGACGAGGAGCGCAGCGACAAGCGCCAGGGGAAGAGGAGGGAUUUCAUGAGCUAUAUCCUUGGUAAUGAAAUUGAGAAUCUGAGCAACGUUGACUUGUUUGGUAUGGCGAGUGCGUUGAUCGUGGCAGGUAGCAAUACGGCUGCGUAUACCAUGAGUGCAUUAGUCUUUUUUACUUGUCGGAAUCCAGAAAUUCGUUCAAAACUCAAUGACGAGGUGCGAAGCAAGUUCUCGAGCGAGGAUGAGAUCACGAUAGUUGCUGCUGGUGAGCUGUUGUACUUGAGGGCGUGUAUCGACGAGACAUUGCGCAUAUCACCUCCCAACCCAUCAACAUUACCACGAUGGGUUCCACAGGGCGGAGAAGAGAUAGAAGGUAAAUGGAUACCGGGAGGGAUGGCAGUAGGCGUGCACAAUCUGGCAGUAUGUCACGCUCCCUGGAACUGGCAUCGACCGCUUGAAUUUAUCCCCGAGAGGUGGUUGCAGACAAAAGAAGGGGAGUUUGCUUGCGACGAUCGGGGCGCAUCUCGCCCUUUCUCCUAUGGCAGACAUGAUUGUAUCGGGCAGAAUAUGGCAAUGAACGAGAUAAGACUGGCACUGGCCAAGGUCUUCUGGAACUUCGACAUCUCAUUGGAGGCCAAGUGCGAGGACUGGUGGAUCACGCAAAAGUCUUAUUUGGUUUGGGAGAAGAAGCCCCUCAUGGUUACGUUGAAGUCUAGGCAGUAG